Molecule: messenger RNA, 1824 nt
Organism: Phaethon lepturus (White-tailed tropicbird)
Lineage: Eukaryota; Metazoa; Chordata; Aves; Phaethontiformes; Phaethontidae
Gene: BRD4
Product: bromodomain containing 4
Exons: 8
Biological process (GO): chromatin remodeling; positive regulation of transcription elongation by RNA polymerase II
Cellular component (GO): nucleus; chromatin
Source: RefSeq, a predicted model, not a curated record
UGCUCUCUCUGGAAAUACAUGCCUUGUCUCAUUUACCGUAUCUGGUUUUCCUCCAGCCAGGGGAUGACAUAGUCUUAAUGGCAGAAGCUCUAGAAAAGCUUUUCCUGCAGAAAAUCUCGGAAAUGACCCAGGAGGAAACGGAAAUCGUUAUAGCCCAGACGAAAGGAAGAGGACGUGCGAGGAAAGAAGCAGUGACAUCCAAACCAGGAUCGUCCACGGUACCGAACGCCACCCAAGCUUCGUCCCCAGCGCAGACGCAGGCGCCGCAGCAAAACCUCCAGUCUGCGCAGACGACUCAUUCCUUUCCUUCCGUCACCCCCGACCUCAUCGUCCAGACCCCAGUAAUGACGAUGGUGCCUCCUCAGCCUCCUGCACCGCCUCCACCUGCUCCCCAGGCCCCCGUGCCGCCGGCCCCGGCUCCCCAGCCCAUCCAGCCUCACCCUCCCGUUAUCCCAACACCCGCCCAGCCCGUGAAGACAAAAAAAGGGGUGAAGAGGAAAGCAGACACAACGACACCAACAACCAUCGACCCAAUUCAUGAAUCGUCAUCUCUGCCCACCGAACCCAAGUCCACCAAGCUGGGUCCGCGCCGGGAAAGCAGCCGCCCGGUGAAGCCUCCAAAGAAGGAUGUUCCAGACUCUCAACAACACAUGGUAGAAAAGAGUAGCAAAAUAUCCGAGCAGUUAAAAUACUGCAGCGGGAUCAUCAAAGAGAUGUUCGCCAAGAAACACGCUGCCUACGCCUGGCCCUUCUACAAACCUGUGGAUGUGGAAGCACUGGGACUGCAUGAUUAUUGCGAUAUCAUUAAACAUCCCAUGGAUCUGAGCACAAUCAAAUCUAAACUGGAGAACCGGGAAUACCGAGAUGCUCAGGAAUUCGCGGCGGAUGUACGAUUGAUGUUCUCCAACUGCUAUAAGUACAACCCCGCUGAUCACGAGGUGGUGGCCAUGGCACGGAAGCUGCAGGACGUGUUCGAGAUGCGCUUCGCCAAGAUGCCGGAUGAACCAGAAGAACCUGUGAUUCCAGCUUCUUCUCCCGUGGUGGUGCCGCCUCCCACCAAGGUGGCUCCCCCUUCAUCUAGCGACAGCAGCAGCGACAGCUCCUCUGACAGCGACAGCUCGUCGGAUGACUCUGAGGAAGAGCGAGCUCAGCGAUUAGCGGAGCUCCAGGAGCAGCUUAAAGCAGUGCAUGAACAGCUUGCAGCCCUGUCCCAGCCACAGCAGAACAAACCAAAGAAAAAGGAGAAAGACAAGAAGGAGAAGAAGAAGGAGAAGCACAAAAAGAAGGAAGAGCUGGAAGACACCAAGAAGAGCAAAGCCAAGGAGCCGCCACCCAAGAAGGCCAAGAAAAGCAACAGCAACAGCAGUACCUCCAGUAGUAAGAAGGAGCCUGUGACGGUGAAGAACAGCAAGCCCCCUCCAGCCUACGAGUCUGAGGAGGAGGAGAAGUGUAAACCCAUGUCCUAUGAGGAGAAGAGGCAGCUGAGCCUGGACAUUAAUAAACUCCCCGGUGAGAAACUGGGCCGAGUUGUCCAUAUCAUCCAGUCGAGAGAACCUUCGCUCAAAAACUCCAAUCCCGAUGAGAUCGAGAUUGACUUUGAGACGUUAAAACCAUCCACCUUACGGGAGCUGGAGAGAUACGUAACGUCGUGUUUGCGGAAGAAGAGGAAACCUCAAGCGGAGAAAGUGGAUGUAAUUGCUGGUUCCUCUAAAAUGAAGGGGUUCUCCUCCUCAGAGUCUGAGAGCACCAGCGAGUCCAGCUCCUCCGACAGCGAAGAUUCAGAAACAGGUUAGACGCAGCUUAUUUAACGACUCAGUCCUAGAC